AUGACAACCAAUUCAUUCGGCGGACCUCUUCCUCCCUUCGAUUUCCCGGCUCAACCAGCCCCAGCCGUCUCGCGCAUGGCACGCGUCUCCAAAGCCCUUCCAAUAGUACUCGUCACUGCCUCAGUAGUUGCUGUCGCUGUCAAGACUAGCCAAGAGCCUAACGCGUUUAGACGUCCUUCAGUGGCUCAAGAUUUAGUACCUCAGGGGCAGGGCAUCGUCGAUAAGAGGAAUGUUGAAGUGGGGUUGGGGCCGAAUGAAUAG
Molecule: messenger RNA, 261 nt
Organism: Fusarium oxysporum Fo47
Lineage: Eukaryota; Fungi; Ascomycota; Sordariomycetes; Hypocreales; Nectriaceae
Exons: 2
Coding region: 1-261 (86 amino acids)
Source: RefSeq, a predicted model, not a curated record